Messenger RNA from Talaromyces rugulosus, 996 nucleotides. RefSeq lists its product as uncharacterized. Gene Ontology annotation, cellular component: mediator complex. The record is from RefSeq and is a predicted model, not a curated record. Lineage: Eukaryota; Fungi; Ascomycota; Eurotiomycetes; Eurotiales; Trichocomaceae. The coding region runs from base 1 to 996 and encodes 331 amino acids. The transcript is spliced from 2 exons. Gene Ontology annotation, molecular function: transcription coregulator activity. Gene Ontology annotation, biological process: regulation of transcription by RNA polymerase II.
AUGCCGCACACAGGCGUCCUCUUCAUCCCAUCCAGCCCCAGCGCCCCCAACAUCGUAGCACCGCUCACUGAGCGCCUGCGCGCCGUCUACGGCGACGAGGUCGUGCCCAUUGGCCGCUGGGGCGUCGAGCACAAACUGCUAAAAGACACGCCCUCAUGCCUACCAGCAUCAGCACACGCGCCCAACAAUCCGCCACCAAGGGCGCGCCACAUGCAGUUUCUGUCAACAACAACUUAUCCCAAGGUUGGGUUUAUUUAUGCUUCACAUGGUGGUGGUGAUGAUGCCACCACCACCACCCAACCUGAGGGUCAGACUUCGUCGCCGGGAAUGCUCAUGUCGGCCGUCCCCAUCGCUUCCUCGGCUGAGCUGUUUCGCCAUUUUGUGCGUUCGUGCGAGCCCAUCUGGUGUCAUCGGCAUACGGUCACGGUGACAGGCAACAUGUACGAUGUGGGCGACUUUCGUGUGCGUGUGGGCGAAGUGCGCCAGACGCAGCCGCAGGUGCGCGCGAGGGGGACGAUUAUGGAGGUUGAAUGGAAAGGCGUGUCGCUUAUUACCACUACGACUACUACAACAACAACAACAACUACUACUACUACUACUACUACUACUACUACAAACAAUCUCGAAGGGCAGGAAGAACCUAGUGUGGACAUCGACUACGUGCCCACAGAGGAAGAAAUCGACACAGAGUAUACCCAAAUCGCUCAAGUGAUUCGCGAAUUCUGGGGCAGAUUGGAAAUCGCCGACAAAACAGCUCGGGAAUCCAUCCUGGUUCCGGACGUUGGCCGAGAAGUGCGCCAAAAGCUACACCAACGACGACAACAACCAGCAGGCUGGGCCGAGAGGGAAAACAUACGGCGACGGAAAAGAUUAGAGGCUAUAGCACUGGACCGCAGCUGGGGAGGCACCACGGCGCCGCUGGAGAAGGAGGACGAUGUGGAUGCGGGCGUCGACCUGGCCAGGCAGUACAUGGAGCUUUUCCGCUUCAACCGAUGA